Molecule: messenger RNA, 1488 nt
Organism: Rotaria socialis
Lineage: Eukaryota; Metazoa; Rotifera; Eurotatoria; Philodinida; Philodinidae
Source: the annotation of a GenBank genome assembly
AUGGAAGCAAUAUAUCUCAAACCCUUUCCCAUUGAAUUAUUUUCCAAUAUAAUGUUACCAUAUUCACCAGCAUCAUUAUCAUUCAAUAAUUACAAUUCCACAGCUACAUAUUCAACUUCAACAUUAGCUCAACAGUUGUUAGUUGGUAUAUCUCAGUCCGUAGCUGAAACAAAUAAAAUGGAUGUAAAUUUUCAUGAUAAUCAUAAUUCACUUGUUCGUUAUAAAACCAUCUAUCGUAAUUAUCAUGGUAUUAUAUCAAGUUUUGUAUGUAUAUUUGGUUUAACAUGUAAUUUAUUCAAUAUAAUUGUCUUAACUCGUCCACUAAUGCGUUCGUCCACCAACACUAUUUUAACCUCAUUAGCUAUAUCCGAUUUAAUUAAAAUGUUAUUUGUUUUACCUGCAGCGAUACUUUUUUAUUGUUUACAAAUUAGUGAACGUAAAAGCGAACCUGAUUUUUCAUCACGCUUUCAAGUUACAUUUUAUAUGAUACAAAUGUUAGUUGCACUAACAUUACAUUGUAUUAGUACAUGGCUGACAGUUCUUCUCGCUGCUUUUCGUUUUGUAUUUCUGAGCUGUAGAAGUCUAACAGGCUAUGUUUCAAGACCAGAUCGUGCAUUGAUGGGUGUUAUUACAGUAGUUGUUGUUUCCACAAUUCUUUGUGUACCAUCAUAUGUAGAACAUCGUAUUGUUAAUAAUUGUACGAACGAUACAUUGUCAUUACCUUCAUAUCGUUUUGAAGAAACAAGACUAAGUGAAUAUUUAUCGUUGCGUAGCACUGUAUUUGUUUUACACGCUGUUAUAUUUAAAUUGAUACCAUGUAUUUUACUGCUUUUAUUCAGCUUUUUAUUAAUUCAUCAAUUAAGAAGUGCAUUAGCAAAAGCUGAGAUAGUUCAAAAACAUUCUGCAACACCAAUAAAUCUUACGAAUAAUGGACGCUUGCGUGGGCGUAGACAUGAAAAAGAAAAUCGUCGUACAACAUUAAUGUUAGUUAUAGUUUGCGCUCUAUUUCUAAUUACAGAAUUACCGCAAGGUGCAAUAUUACUGUUAGCGUUUCUUUCAAAACAGAGAUCAAACGAUUAUUAUGAAAUCUAUCAACAACUUGGUGAUACCUUUGAUAUAUUAGCAUUAAUUAAUAAUUCCGUCAAUUUUAUUCUCUACUGUUUAAUGUCACGUGCAUUUCGUGACACAUUUAAACAAACGUUUUGUAUUUCUUUUCAAGAAAUCGAUCAUCGAGAUUCAAGAUUUUCAAUUACACAGAUUUCGGUAAGAAAAAGUCAACCCGAACAGUUAAAUACAUCAAUACAUUGUGAAGCAUUAUCAAAAUCUAAAUGUAGUAUUUAUCAACGAACAAGCAAACCAAUAGUUGAAGAGAAUAAGAAUAAAAAGAAAAAAAUCUCACUACAAUGUUUUAAUCAUUUAACAACAGUUCCAUUACUCAAUGAUGAUACAUCAAAUGGUUUGCAAAAACACAAUUCAUGUCCAAAAUAA